GAGGAUUCGAGAGCCGUCACUUUUCUGGUCGUAUUACCAACGGUCGCACUGACUGACAUUUCCAGGUUUUCCCAACGAUCACGGUUACAGCAAGUGAGAGCACCCUAUCGUAGUACUACAAGGUCAACAUUCAUACCUUGACCUUUGAAUUUUUAUCGGUCGUCCAGACAAAUCAUUUAGGGUCCUCCAGCAUGCAGUUUCUGUACAAUUUGGAGACGACGGUUUUCAACCGAAAAGGUGCCGCCAUCGUUCUGAUUGGCAUCUGUAUGCUGGCAUCGAACGACUGCGCACAGGGUGGUUUUGCCCGAUCAGCGUCAGGGAGGAUGCGGCGUCUUGCAGGAUACAUUCCACCUGAUACCCUUCCGGAUCAGAUUGAUUUUGAUCACACCGCCACCUUUGUCAAACGACCGGCCGGCGAGGACGCUCCGGGAAUGAGCUAUCAGGAUCUAAGGUCACUCCUGCGCCUGCAACCAUUAGUGUCGGAGGCGGAUGCACUUACUCCGGGAGAGGGCCGAAAGAGUACUUGGUAUCUUGGAUAAACUGCAUGUGUAUGUAUUGCAUCGCAUGGUUAUGAGUUUUGCUAAUAAUUAUGUUUCGAGUGCACAAAAUUUAUUGCUGCUUUAAGCUUAACAGGGAGGUGAAUGGUGAGCUACAAUAAUGCUUGAUUGAGCGUAAUUGUGUUUUCUUUAUCAAAUUUUCACUCUUCCUGAUCUUGUGGAUUUUACUGACAAGACAUUUAUGUGUUACCAUUGAGCAGUUUGUUAUUGCUGACCGUAGCCAUCGAGCAAACCGCUUUGAUUUGUUGUUCACCCUAGGAAAUUAAUUUUGUAGAUAUUACGUUGCUUCUCAUAGAAAUAUCAAAUUUGUAAUUGUCUGCGUGUCUAGUAAUUUGCUAACGUAAUUCCUUCUGGCGCUUGAUAUUAUGCAAUAAAUCUGCAUA
This is a messenger RNA of Paramacrobiotus metropolitanus, 940 nucleotides long. RefSeq lists its product as uncharacterized. The coding region runs from base 192 to 539 and encodes 115 amino acids. The transcript has 2 exons. NCBI's taxonomy places the organism in Eukaryota, Metazoa, Tardigrada, Eutardigrada, Parachela, Macrobiotidae. The record is from RefSeq and is a predicted model, not a curated record.